Molecule: messenger RNA, 1694 nt
Organism: Aspergillus ibericus CBS 121593
Lineage: Eukaryota; Fungi; Ascomycota; Eurotiomycetes; Eurotiales; Aspergillaceae
Product: Zn(II)2Cys6 transcription factor
Exons: 2
Coding region: 18-1694 (558 amino acids)
Biological process (GO): regulation of transcription by RNA polymerase II
Molecular function (GO): DNA-binding transcription factor activity, RNA polymerase II-specific; zinc ion binding
Source: RefSeq, a predicted model, not a curated record
GCAUUGUAGCCGGCGAUAUGGCUACCGAUACGACAUCUUCAGGAAUUCAAGUGUCUGGAUAUCGGAUUCGCAGGGCACACGAAAAGUCCCGCAAUGGUUGUCUCAGAUGCAAGCAGCAACGCAAGAAGUGCGACGAGUUGCGACCGAGUUGCUCGCGAUGUACCCGACGCUCGUGUCCAUGUCGAUACCAGCCCCGUUUGAGUACGAGCGGGUCGGACACGGAGUCAUCUUCCCCCAAUUCCAGGACUGUGCCGGUCGUGCUGUCAAAUGACAUUCCUCCAUCCAUUAGCCAACUUAGUCUUUCUCCACAACUUACUACAGAAGAGGACAACCCCGACUUGAACUCACCCUCCCCAGAUCCUCUCCAUGCGACCGAACUCAGCCUCUUAGCCCACUACCUCACACACACCAGCCAAACCAUCCCGGUCGACCAUCUCGAUCUCCACGCUCUCGCAGUCGGGGUCCCGAAUCUCGCCUUCAAAUGCAAGGCGGUCAUGUCCUCCUUGCUAAGCUUGGCAGCAGCGUGCAAAUGCCACGACAUUGCCCACGAACAGACCCGAAACCCACUCGAUUCCCAGAAAUUAACAGAAAUCCAAGAGCUCCUGGCGCUAGCGGAACGCCAUCACCGGGCUUCCCUCCGCCACAUUCAAGCCACGAUGCAAAACUCCGAAUCCUACGAUAAUGUUCUCGCCAACGCGGCGUUGAUGGUUUUGUAUGCAUCGGCUAGUCACUCCAUCCGUGUCCAUUUGGCGGCCACGGCCAAGCGAUAUGGACAGCGACUCCCGACCGAAUUAUUACCGCAACAUUCGCAGUGGAUUUCCUUUACUCGCGCAGCACAUACGGCAUCUACCGCUGUGCUCAACAAUAUUGUCGAAGCUGCUACCAGCGAGGUGGUAGAUCCGCGAUUAGAAUCCCGUCGCACAAUGCCAGCCACAGGGAAUGCUAUCUUAUCACCCCAAGACGGUCCUUCCUCGAAAACAAAGCGUCUGUUCCUGCCUCUCGUCGCAUCGACCUAUGAUCGAGCUCUAAGGAGUCUCCGCAAGAGAGCACAAUGCACAGCUGCUCAGCUGCUACAAGGCCCGCAGCCGCAUGCUUCUGCAUCUCGUAGCAGCGCUGAUCGACGACUCCACGCAUGUCUGGAAACCGUAUCUAUCCUGGAAAAAUGCACAUCUGCAGCGCUAUUACCACGAGAAAGUCGCGAGAGAAAGAUGCCCGAGACCCCGUGGAAUCAUCAACACAUGUCCAUACUCGGAUGUUCCCGUGCCGUCACACCCUGGGUAGCACGAUAUAUGAUCAGUGUCACAUCGAUGGAGUCCCCGCGGGUUCUCCGACGUAUUAUCAUGUCUUUUCUGAACCAAGCACCGACCGAGUUUCUUAAUCUCGUACAGUCGGUCUUGGAUUGUCCUGCGGAGGGAAGAACACAAGGCUCGGCUGCAACAGGGAGAUUACCACUGACUGCGAUGCAUGUUCUAGCGAUGGAUAUUUUCGCUCAUUGGCUGGUCCUGGUCAUGUUGCUGGAUGGGGUAUGGUGGAUUAGAAAUAUCGGAGAGUGGGAACUUGGCCAGGUGAUCUCCCUGAUGAAGACACAGAAUGUCUUAUGUCAGUUGGGUGGUGUUGAAAUGUGGUGGCCGGAGAGGAUGUAUUUGGCUAAGCAGGAACUCGUCCCGAUUACUUGCAGUGAUAGAGAUUGUUAG